This is a messenger RNA of Dendroctonus ponderosae (mountain pine beetle), 1634 nucleotides long. RefSeq names its product phosphoglycerate kinase. Gene Ontology annotation, cellular component: cytosol. Gene Ontology annotation, biological process: gluconeogenesis; glycolytic process. Gene Ontology annotation, molecular function: phosphoglycerate kinase activity; ATP binding; ADP binding. NCBI's taxonomy places the organism in Eukaryota, Metazoa, Arthropoda, Insecta, Coleoptera, Curculionidae. The transcript has 10 exons. The coding region runs from base 191 to 1519 and encodes 442 amino acids. The record is from RefSeq and is a predicted model, not a curated record.
UGAUUGUAAACUUUAAGCUGUCUAAAGAAAGAUAUCAACCUGCAUUCAAACUUUUUCCUGAUUUCCAGUUAGGAAACCAACUUAUGGGCCAAAAGCAUUUCCAAAGAAAUAUAUUUUUCUCAAUUUACUACAUAAAAAUAGUUUUUUACACUUACAAUUUACCAGUCAAUUUUUAGAAGACGACCUUCACAUGACAUUGCCCAUCUGUAAUUGCUUACGAGUUGUCACAUACCGGCUAAAAUCUCAAAUUUUAGUGCGAAAUUUAUCGAAAAUGGCCUUUAACAAAUUAGCAAUCGACUCUUUGGAUCUUGCAGGCCAAAGAGUUCUUAUCAGAGUGGACUUCAAUGUGCCUUUAAAAGAUGGCAAAAUCACCAACAACCAGCGCAUUGUAGCCGCCUUGGACACAGUAAAGUACGCUCUGGAAAAAAAUGCAAAGAGCGUAGUGCUCUGUUCGCAUUUAGGCCGUCCUGAUGGCACCCCAAAUCCCAAAUAUACUCUUGCCCCCGUCGCUGAAGAGCUAAAGAAGCUACUUAGCAGAGAAAUCCAGUUUCUGCCGGACUGCGUUGGUCCUGAGGUUGAAAAAGCCUGUGAAAAUCCGGCACCUGGAUCAGUAAUUUUGUUGGAAAACUUGCGAUAUCACAUCGAAGAAGAAGGAAAAGGGGUGGAUGCCGCUGGAAAUAAAGCGAAAGCCGAUCCAGAAAAGGUAAAGAAUUUCAGAGCCAGCCUUAGAAAGCUAGCUGAUCUGUACGUGAAUGAUGCAUUUGGGACUGCUCAUAGAGCACAUUCCUCGAUGUUGGGCGAAGGGUUUCAACAAAGAGCUUCAGGAUUUUUGCUCAAGAAAGAGCUGGCCUACUUUGCUAAGGCCUUAGACAAUCCAGAGAGACCAUUCCUGGCUAUUUUGGGCGGUGCCAAAGUAGCUGACAAGAUCCAGCUGAUUGACAAUCUUCUGGAUAAAGUCAAUGAGAUGAUUAUUGGCGGGGGUAUGGCCUACACAUUCCUCAAAGAGUCGAAAGGCAUGAACAUUGGUACAUCAUUAUAUGAUGCUGAGGGAGCUAAAAUUAUUGGAAAACUCCUGGAAAAGGCACAGAAAAACAACGUGCAAAUUCAUCUGCCAGUCGACUUUAUUACCGCGGAAAAGUUCGAUGAAAAAGCUCAGUCGAGUUGUGCCUCUGUGGAAAGUGGGAUCCCCGAAGGUUGGAUGGGCCUCGAUGUGGGACAAAAAACUAUUGAACAGUUCAAAGAGCCAAUCAGACGAGCUAAAGUAAUUGUGUGGAAUGGGCCAGCGGGUGUUUUCGAAUGGGACAAGUUUGCGAACGGAACAAAGGCCAUCAUGGACGAGGUUGUGGCAGUGACGCAAAAAGGCGCCAUUACUAUUAUUGGUGGAGGCGAUACUGCCACUUGUGCAGCCAAAUGGGGCACUGAAGAUAAAGUGUCGCACGUUUCCACCGGAGGAGGCGCCAGUCUUGAACUGUUGGAGGGCAAAGUGCUUCCAGGAGUUGCUGCUUUGUCUGAUGCCUAAGAUUAUUAUUUAUAAAGCGUUUGUAGUCGAGAGCACUCGGUUAAUUCAUUUGGAAGUGAUGAUGCGUUUGGCAUCAAAAUAUAAGGAAAAGUAGUCAGUAAAUUAUUUGUAGGAA